UGCUUUCUGCCACAAGCACCUUCCUUUGCCUGAGGAACAAACAGCUAUAGCUAGAUAGCAAGCAAAUCAUGUUUCCAAAACUACUCUUUUCCACUUUCUUUUUCCUGAAUACAUAUUUCUUCCGAUUUGCAGUCGCCCAAACUUGCCCCCCUCCCCCAACAUGCCCUCCAAUCUCACCACCUCCACGCCCUACUAGAACCGUUUCUUAUGUUCGUCCCCGCCCGCCGCUAUACAAUCCUGCACUUCGUCUCCUGCCUCGCCAACCAAAUAACAAUCCAGGUCCUCUACUUAAUAGAGCCAGGAUUCUUGCCAUUACGCAGGAACUCAAAAGAAACAUUACCUUUGACCCGCAAAACUACACCGGUACAUGGGUUGGCAACAACUACUGCCUCUUCAAAGGGUUCUUAUGUGACACAAUUCCAGACAGGAACAUAACUGGACUAGCAGGUAUCGAUUUCAAUGGCGCAAGAUUUCGUGGUAACUUGAAUUUCUAUCGUUUCAUUGCAAAUUUGCCUGACAUUGCUAUCUUCCAUGCCAAUUCAAACAACUUUAGUGGGGUCAUCAACCAAGGCCUCAGUGGGUUACGCUACUUUUAUGAAAUGGACUUGAGUAACAACAAAUUCAUGGGUGGAUUCCCGUCAAACGUUCUUGGUGCCACAAACUUAGCCUUUGUUGAUCUUCGUUUCAACAACUAUCUGGGUUCUGUCCCUCGUAAUUUGUUCAAUUUCGACACUGAUAUUCUUUUUAUUAACAACAAUGUGUUUUCUCAAACAAUCCCUACCAAUUUGGGAAACACACCAGCACUCUAUCUCACCCUAGCAAACAACAACUUCACGGGAACGAUCCCACGAAGCAUAGCUGCAGCCUGGCAAACCAUGACUGAGGUCCUGUUCUUAGGCAACAAGCUAUCUGGUUGCCUACCUUUUGAAAUUGGGUACUUAAACAGAACGACCGUGUUCGAUGUUGGUUCUAACCGGUUAACAGGUCCAAUUCCACAGUCAUUCGGUUGCAUGGCAAAGUUGCAGCUGCUUAAUAUGGCUCAUAACCGCUUCUACGGGCCAGUACCAGAGGUUUUAUGUAGGCUUCCAAAUGCAUUCAAUUUCACACUGUCAAACAAUUACUUCACCCAAGUAGGCCCACAAUGUAGGAGGCUAAUCAGGUUAAGAAGGCUUAACGUGAACAGGAAUUGCAUAGCGGGGCUUCCAUUUCAAAGAUCAGCAGCUGACUGUACACGUUUCUUUUCAAGGCCUUUGAGUUGCGCAAGGGACAGCACGUUCAGCAUCAUUCCAUGUAGGCUACCAGCGGCUUCAUUUAGAACCCGAACCAUUUUUCAAGAAGAUGAAGUGCCGCCAUCUCCACGAACCUAUAAUGCGCUUGUGAACCCUUAAAGAAUUUGAACUAUCUAGUUGUGGUCGGUUUUAUUAGUACUUUGAUUACUAGUUUAUGUCUGUUUAAAGAGAUGAUUAGGUAAUAUGGUUAAA
Molecule: messenger RNA, 1481 nt
Organism: Durio zibethinus
Lineage: Eukaryota; Viridiplantae; Streptophyta; Magnoliopsida; Malvales; Malvaceae
Source: RefSeq, a predicted model, not a curated record